CGGGCGGCGGAGGCGGGCGCGCGGAGCACACAGCAGCUCCAGCUGGAGAGGCGCCGUCGGAUCUGCGUCGUCCCGAGCGCAGACCGGAGCUCGCCCGCCGCCCCUGCGGCUGAGCGGGCCUCGGCAGCAGCCGACUGACGGCUCGGCCGCCACAGACAGAUUGGCCGCCAGCCCCCAGCUCCCGGAGGAGCCCCUGCCGCGUCCACGCCGCCCGAGCCCAGCAGGUGCUGGGAAACCGCAGGCGAGCGCGCCCCGUGCGGCCGACCCCGAGCCCCGCCCGCCGUUCGCCGUCCGCCGUCCGCCGUCGGGGCGGCCGCGGCCCCGGUCCCCGCCCGGCCGCGGAGCGGAUGCGCGCUCGCUGAGCGCCCGCCCGGCCCGGCCAUGGCCGCGCGCCCCGGGUCGCUGUGGCUCGUGGGCCUGGCGCUGUGCGCGCUGAGCGGCGGCGGCCCCGGCCCGCGCGCCCCGGCCGGCUGUCCGGCCCGCCGCCUGGGCCCGCGCGAGCGCCGCGACAUGCAGCGCGAGAUCCUGGCGGUGCUCGGGCUGCCCGGGCGGCCCCGGCCCCGCGCGCCGUCCGCCGCCGCCCGGCUGCCCGCGUCGGCGCCGCUCUUCAUGCUGGACCUGUACCACGCCAUGGCCCGCGACGACGACGAGGACGGCGGCCCCCCCGAGCGGCGCCCGGGCCGCGCCGACCUGGUCAUGAGCUUCGUCAACAUGGUGGAGCGUGACCGUACCCUGGGCCACCAGGAGCCCCACUGGAAGGAGUUCCGCUUUGACCUGACCCAGAUCCCAGAGGGGGAGAUGGUCACAGCCGCUGAGUUCCGGAUUUACAAGAUGGCCAGCACCCACCUGCUCAACGGGACCCUGCACGUCAGCAUGUUCGAGGUGGUCAGAGAGCAGUCCAACAGGGAGUCUGACUUGUUCUUUUUGGAUCUUCAGACGCUCCGAGCUGGGGACGAGGGCUGGCUGGUGUUGGACGUGACAGCAGCCAGUGACCGCUGGUUGUUGAGCCGGAACAAGGACCUGGGGCUCCGCCUCUAUGUGGAAACGGACGAUGGGCACAGCGUGGAUCCUGGCCUGGCCGGCCUGCUGGGGCGACGGGCGCCGGGCUCCAAACAGCCUUUCCUGGUCACUUUUUUCAGGGCGAGCCCUGGUCCCGUCCGAGCCCCUCGGGCAGCGAGGCCCCUGAAGAGGAGGCCGCCCAAGAAAACCAACGAGCUGCCACACCCGAACAAACUCCCGGGGAUCUUUGAUGACGUUCACGGCACCGACGGCCGGCAGGUUUGCCGGCGGCACGAGCUCUACGUCAGCUUCCAGGACCUCGGCUGGCUGGAUUGGGUCAUUGCUCCCCAAGGCUACUCGGCCUAUUAUUGUGAGGGGGAGUGCUCCUUCCCGCUGGACUCGUGCAUGAACGCCACCAACCACGCCAUCCUGCAGUCCCUGGUCAGUACCGCGUCCAUCCUGUCCCCACCCACGGGGAGAGGGCUCGUGCAGCCAGGUGGAUGGAAGCGCCUGCUCGGGUCUCAGGGAGCUCUCCCCACCCUUCACUGUAGGCACACGCAGUUAACUUCCCACGUCUGUACAGGAACUGGUCCCUAUGUGGCCACGUUCACAUGUAGACCCCUAGGCAUCUGAACCCACACACACCUGACUUACCCUGACUGCUUGUGCCCACCCAGAUCCGUGCCCUGCACAUGCACGUGUAAGGCAUUCACAUACAUAUGUGGGCACCCAGAUUUACAAGACAUGCUUGCUUCUGGUCACACAUCACACCACAACACACACAUAACAUGUGCAUCCCACCUGUGUACCUGUGUGCUCUAAACACACAUCACCGUGUCCCCUGGCAUCCUCGGCCUCCCGUCACACAGAUGCCUGUGGGGUGAGUGACAGGCAUGUGCAUUCAGCCACCUGCUGCACGGUGUAUGAGGAGAGCGUUACAGGUGUGGCCUGGGUGAUGGGCUGGGCUUUGCCCCCCCCUUCUGUUCACCUCCCCAUUGUCUUUUUCCUGGUCCCUUAGUUCUUUGUGUCUCCCACAGGUAGUAAAUGCUUUUGAUGCUGUCUGGGGUACCUUUAAAUGCCGAAUAAUAGUUUCUGUGAGGAGCUUUGUUGCUGCUGUUUAUUGCUAAGUGUUUUAAAAGUUUGUUGAUAAUAGGAUUGAGAUUUCUUUCUAGAACGUUUACCUAGAAGCCUACUUCCUGGUGUCCCUGCCCCUAUGUUAAUCUAGUAAGAGAUUAAGUGAUGCCCCUGAGUGAGAGUAAACAUCACUGACAGUGGCUUUGACCCUGUGGUCACACUGCCUUUCUCACAUCAAGUGGGAGUUGCUGCCCUCAGGGACUGCUUUCCUGGGAAAAGCUUGGUCGUGAUGAGACACACAUGGUUCUCCUGGCCCACAAGGGUGUGCAGCUCCCAAGUCAGGAUAGCUGGGUGGGCUCGGGCUGCAGGGAGGCAUGGGGGGCCGGGAAGGUGAGGUCAGAGGUGGGCCCGGGAGGGAAGCGGGACCUGCAGGUCUGAGGAGGGGCCGGGCUGAAGCUCUGGAUGUCAGAGUGGCAUGGGGCUGUCCCUCCAGUCCUGAGAACAGGUGAGCCUCUCUGGGGAGACGGCAGAUGCAGGAGCGGAGGUGAGGACUGGCCUCCUCCAUGGGGAGGCCGGGCAGUGAUGGGGGGCUUGGGGUGUCGUGAAGGCAAGAGAAGGAAGCAUUUCCUUCUAGGCUCAUCCUCUUAGCCCUUCUCCACACAGCAGCUGGGGAUCCCACUAAAGCACAACCUAGCACCUCGUUCUCAGUUGAGAAACUUGGUCUCGCUUCCUACCAUUCCCAGGAGGAAGGUUGAGCCCUUGGCCUGGGACGCAGGACCCCUCGUGAGCCGCCCUGCCGACCUCGCCAGUGUCCCCACAUGUUCUAGUGCCCUCAUCUCCCUGCAUAGGCUGUUUCUCACCUUCCUGCCUUUGCACCUGCUGUGCCCUCCACUUGCAGGGCCUCCUCCCCUGCCCUGGGCCCAGCCACCCCCUGCUCCCCUUGCACGCCUCAUGUCUGUGGCCUUUCCCUGCCAGGGGUCGUCACCAUGCUCAUGCUCCCAGUGCUGAAGGCCUGCUUUGUUGUGCCGCUCCGGUGGGUCCUGGUUGUCUGCUGGAAUAUUCCCCGUCUCCCUUUCCCUCCCCACUGAGUCUGUGAAAGCAGGGACCAUGUCUGGGACAUUUCUGUGCCCCAUGCUGGCAGAGCUGGCACAAGGCACAUGUCCUAGAUACAUUUGUGUUGGAAAUGAGAAAAGUACCAUUCUACCCAUUUGGCAGAGGAGAAAACGAGGCCCACAGAUGCGCGAUUUGUACCCAAAGAUGCACAGCCAGUAAGUGACAGACCCUUGGAUUUGGUCUCCCGGUGGCUCAAAACUGAGCUGGGUGGAAUGGCACAUUAGCUUCCCCAAGUCACCCUGUUUGGUGCCAGAUGGAAUAAAAGACCUUCUUUCUGUCACUCAUCUGACAAAGCUCUCGUCUGGGGCGUGGGGGAGGUCUCAGAAAGGCCGUACCCCCGCAGUGCCCAACUUCUCUCCGGCACCCCGACUCGGGAAAGACCCUCCCCUGUUCCCAGUCAUUCAGAGCCCGUGGCUGGGGCAGGCAGGCAGUGUCGCCUAGUUUUUCACGUGGGCCCAUGAAGGCCAAGCUGGGCCACCGCAUUUGGAGGUGGGGAAGUUGGGAGCAGUGGCACCCAGGUCCUGUCUGGCUGGACAUCCCCACAGCGGCCUCGGCCUCGGCCUCCCCCUGGGCCCCUGAGAGGCUGUUGGGCCCUGAGCCAGCUGGUGUCCUCCCGGCAGGCUGGCUCAGAGCUGGGCACAGGGGAGUGGGGGCCAGACAGAUUCCCCCACCAGACAGCUUCAUCCGGGUCCUGCUCGGCUGCGUCCGAGAGGGUGGGGGGCCCUGGGCUGCACGACACAGGGAUGGAGCAGGUGUCCUCUUCUCUCCUGCCUCCCCACAGCCUCGGGCCACCUUUGGGCCUGCAAGUGGGGGGCCCUGACCCGGAAUUCCGUGUAAACUGCGGCUCGUCCUGCCAGGGCUUGGGAGAAAUAUUUUUAGGAAGCUGAAAAUGGGCCGUUCCUCAGGCAGGCUCUCUCCUGGCAGUAAGGCUGUUCAGAGGGCAGCAGGUCAGCACACCCCGUCCAAGUUCCGCCACACCUGAGAGCCAUGCGACUCUGGGCACCACGCAGGGCCUCCGUGCCCUCUGUCUUGGUCGGCCCAGAACAGUAGUUGCCUUAGAAGUUGUUAUCAGGGGUGGCAAGUGCCUUGAGGAGUAACAGCACUGAACACGAGGAUGGACCUAGGAUUCUAGGUCUCUCCUGUUCUGUGAUCGUUCACUGGCUCACAGCUGGGAGGGGAGACAGAUGGCAAACAGCUAAUGGGGACAAGAUAUGAUCAGGGACGUUACAGGAGCACAUGGGAGGAGCGGAGGGGACCCCAGAGGGGUGGUGCGGCAGAGGGACUGGGCACUGGGCACGCCAUGUGCUGGAGACCAG
Felis catus (domestic cat) is the source of this 4502-nucleotide messenger RNA. RefSeq names its product bone morphogenetic protein 8B. Lineage: Eukaryota; Metazoa; Chordata; Mammalia; Carnivora; Felidae. The record is from RefSeq and is a predicted model, not a curated record. Gene Ontology annotation, molecular function: cytokine activity; growth factor activity. The transcript is spliced from 6 exons. Gene Ontology annotation, biological process: SMAD protein signal transduction. Gene Ontology annotation, cellular component: extracellular region. The coding region runs from base 382 to 1632 and encodes 416 amino acids.